Molecule: messenger RNA, 2111 nt
Organism: Cynoglossus semilaevis (tongue sole)
Lineage: Eukaryota; Metazoa; Chordata; Actinopteri; Pleuronectiformes; Cynoglossidae
Gene: slc31a1
Product: solute carrier family 31 member 1
Exons: 5
Coding region: 226-939 (237 amino acids)
Biological process (GO): copper ion transmembrane transport
Cellular component (GO): membrane
Molecular function (GO): copper ion transmembrane transporter activity
Source: RefSeq, a predicted model, not a curated record
GUAAGAACGGAACAUCAUCUAAAGUCCAGUUAAAUAAACAGACACAACUGACACAGACACUCGAUGGCGAGGAGCACGUGCCGCUUUGUCGUUGCCAGCGGCGCUAACAGCCCUUUCCGUUCAUUGAAUGAUCCUCUAAUCUAAUUGGACGGAGGCAGAACCAAACUAUUAAGUUCCAUCUAAUCAGCCUGUUUGCCUCCUGUUGCCCCGCGGCUGUGGCGGCCAAUGAGAUUACAGCAGGGCGUGUGCUCCGUGAUGUCACACUUCUUUAGUCGAGCUGCGUCUUGGCUGCUCAGUGAAGAGCAGUCUGACUAUCUGAUUGGACGGAUCGACAUCAGGGCAGCGCAGAUCAGCCACAGCACUACAAAGAUGGACCACCACAACCACGCCCACGACCACGCCCACCACACCACGCCCACGUCUACCACCGCGGGUCACGACCACGGAGUUGGAGACCAAGGAGGACAAGGAGGACACGGAGGACACGGUGGAAUGGCCAUGACCUUCUACUUCGGCUACGAACACGUGGAACUGCUGUUCAGUGGAAUGGUCAUCAACUCCCCCGGAGAGAUGGUCGGAGCCUGCAUCGGUGUUUUUCUGUUGGCCAUCCUGUACGAGGGGCUGAAGAUCGGCCGCGAGACGUUGCUGCGUCGCAGUCAGGUCAACGUGCGCUACAACUCCAUGCCCCUCCCUGGUUCUGACGGGACUGUCCUGAUGGAGACGCACAAAACAGUUGGACAGCGGAUGUUAAGUCCAGGCCACUUCCUGCAGACUCUACUACACGUCAUCCAGGUGGUCGUUAGCUACUUCCUGAUGCUUGUCUUCAUGACUUACAACGCUUACCUGUGUAUCGCCGUGGCAGCUGGUGCGGGGAUGGGCUAUUUCCUGUUCAGCUGGAAAAAGGCAGUAGUUGUUGAUAUCACUGAGCAUUGCCAUUAGCCAUGCGCUAAUUAGCACGUUGUCAUCUGGUUUAAUUUCUGCUGAUUCUAAGUGAUAAUCAAUCAUGUGGCCAAAGGCCCUCUGAGCGCAGUGUUUGGGGAGCAUCUAAAACAGAAUUUUUUUAUUGUAUAGUUUCCAUGGCAACACAGACUUGUUAGCGCUAGUGUUAGUGCACAGACUAGCCACUAGCCAACACAUAUGGCCAGUAAAGCUCCUACGAUCUUCUGCUGUCAUGGAUUUCCCUGAAUUUUCUCUUUUCAAAAAGGACCUUCUGGUCCUCAAACCAGCCAAUCAGAGACAAGAUCACAUGAAAGGGACUUGAUUCUUGCUAACGUUUCUGUGCCAUUAUAACGAGUUUGUUUUAGCCGCUGCUAGUCAGUGGAACUAGCUCACAUACACUAAUCAGUAGGUGUCAGCGUCAUUAGCAGCUCAUUAGAGGAGACACAAAUCAUAAACAUAUUUAAACUUUAAGAGUAUAAUUUAUUAAUUACACAUUGUAACGCUAGAAAAAUUCACAUUUUUAUUCUUUAAUUUAUCUUAUUUUAAGUGUAAAAUCUUCAUUUAAAAUGUUUUUUUCUUUGAUCGUUUACAGGUUCGUACAUCACUUCUUUGAUUCAUCAUUUGAACUAAACUGAAAAUGUACAAUUUUCCCCGUUUACGUACAAUAAAAUGAACACCUUAUUUUAAUGUUUCAGUUAUAGAGACAACUAUGGGGUUUUUUUUUUUGGUUUUUCUACCUGUCCAGUUAGUUUCAUUUUUAUUUUAUUAUUUUAGUAAAAAACUAAGUCAACAUCUUGUUUUAUUUUCCCGUGGGCCUUAAACACCACGUUGUUUGCCUUAACAUGGUGGUAGAUGGUGAUCUAUAAUGGUGACGUUAAAAACCCAAAGUUGCAUCUUUUGUCAUUGAUGAUGUCACAGAUUGAUUCAUACUGAGGCAGGCGCCAUUAAUUAGUGGACCAAUGAGAUUGCUGGGACAGAUCAGUUACCGUUGUGUCCACCUUGUUUUGUCCAGGUGCUAAUCGUUGUUUGUUGUUCGUUCAGAGUGAGUUUUUGUACUUUUUUUUUUUGUUUAUGACAUAAAAUGUGAUGAAGGAAUAUUGUUGUCUGAAAAUAAACAGUUGUAUCACAAAUGCUGGAAUAAAAAAAAUGAAUAAAGAACUCGCGGACUGUGA